Penicillium brasilianum is the source of this 2290-nucleotide messenger RNA. The record is from the annotation of a GenBank genome assembly. NCBI's taxonomy places the organism in Eukaryota, Fungi, Ascomycota, Eurotiomycetes, Eurotiales, Aspergillaceae.
AUGCUAGACGAAUCGAUGAACGAUAACAUGUCUCACGUGACUACCACAUCCGAUCUUAUCGCAUCCGAACGGAUUUUCUCCGAACCGCGAAUGGGCUCUUCGGAUCAGUAUUGCGGGGGUCUUUUGGCAGGGUUGGGCCUGUCAAGCCACUUGCAUUUUUCGCAUGCCUGUACGACUAUAUAGACUUUUGGUCUUCCUGAUCGCGCGGCUUAAUAUUUUGGCUCUUUGGUUUUCUCGGCUUCUUAACGAUCGCCAACUAAAUAUCCCCCUAUAGAACCUUCCUGCAACUCUAUAGAUCGCCAACUGCUCGGCUGCGUCUAGGCGACUCUCCCACUGUGCUAGACAACAUACUCGUAUCAGUCAACGACACACUGGAAAGGCCUUUCAAAGCGCAUACGACAAGAAUAACACUCAAGAUGGCGAGCAACGAUCGCACCAACGGUGUGCCAUAUUCGCCUCUUGUCGAGACUAGCCGAAUCUUCUCCAACCUAUGUGCACAGUCCGAGCGCUUGAACCUACCACCACAGGUGCAGACGAACAAAGACCGGGUUUCUUUCUCUUCAAUCCACAAUGAAAUCUACUUCCCGAUCCCCUUCAAGGAGACCGAGACGUUGGCUGCUUUGAAGGGUAUUGAGGGCUCCGUGGCUGCCGCAGUUGCGGAUCUGCGGUUCGGAGCGCAGCCGCGUGACGUUCGAGUGAGCCUUGAGGGUGCAACGGCAUUCGGAUGCCAGGCAUACAUGGCGAAAAUCGAUGGAUUGUCCAAGUUGGAUCCUAAUGUCAAGUCUAAGUUGAAGGAUACUGAUCUUUUGGCGGCUCAGUCGAACGGCUACCGUCGCAUGUCGGCUAAUCUGUACAAGACCAAGAUUCCCGGUGAAUAUUACCAUAUUCACGGUUCUUUGGAAGCGACAACGACCCUCAACAUGAUUGGUCUCGAGGGUCAUCGUCCAGACUUGACCGAUUAUGAGGAAAUUAUCAAGGUCAUCGAGGAAAAGGUGCAGAAGUAUACCGUUCCCGAGCUGGAGAAAAUGAACAAGGAGAACCGACAGGCCGGUGUUCCGGCACUCAAGUAUGAAGACUUUAUCAAGACUCCCCACGGAAAAUUGAAUGUCCAGGAACCUGCCUGGAAGUUAGACAAGCUUCCAGGCGAUCUUCCUCCAACCCCGUUCCCAUCUAGCCAACCCGGAAGCAAGAGGAUCCUCGAGGGUGUCAAAGUCCUCGAAAUGUGUCGCAUUAUUGCAGGCCCAACGGUGACGCGCAUUCUGGCCGAGUAUGGCGCCGACGUGCUGAAAAUCACCAGCCCCAAUCUGUCCGAUGUGCCGUUCUUCCAAGUGGACGGCAAUAUGGGCAAACAUGCCGCCGACCUUGAUUUGAAGACCGAGGCUGGCCGGCAGGAAUUCGAAAAGCUCGUAGCCGAUGCUGAUGUCAUUGUCGACGGAUACCGACCUGGUGCCCUCGAGAAGCUGGGAUACGGUCCCCAGGCUAUGGCUGCACUAGCUGAGAAGCGCGGAAAGGGUAUCGUCUACGUGAACGAGAACUGCUUCGGUUACGAAGGCGAAUGGGCCGGACGAGCGGGCUGGCAGCAGAUUGCCGACUGUGUCACCGGUGUCGCCUGGGCCCAAGGCCAAUUCAUGGGCCUCGACAACCCCGUUGUCCCUCCCUUCCCCAUCUCUGACUACGGCACGGGCUGUAUGGGCGCCAUCGCCGCUCUCUCUGGUCUCUACCACCGCGCCAAGACCGGCGGUUCCUACCACGGCAAGGCCUCCCUGAUGCACUAUGACCUCCUGCUCUUCGCAGUUGGCCAGUACCCCAGCGAGGUACAGGAGAAGUUGCGCGCUGCUCAGCCAGCCGAUUUCUUCAAGCUACGCCACUGUGACAGUGUAGAUCGCAUCUCGUCUACUGUGCUCAGGGGCAUGCAGACCCGGUUCCCGCACUUGUAUAUACCCUCAGGGACUAGCUCGAAGGAGGGCCAGCCGGCGCUGACUGAGGGCUGGUUCUCCAAGGCAUACAACACGGACAUUGAAGUUGUGCGUCCCGUUGCCGUUGUUGGGGGUGUUGAUAAUCAGUUCGUGAGGGCGAGUCGCCCGAAUGGAUCGGAUCGGGCCAGUUGGGAGGAUUUCAAGCAGGAUGGCGAAGGAGACGUUAAGAAGUGUUGAUCCAUUGGACGUGGAUGAGCUCUUUUCUACUUAUCAGGUUCCGGAAUGUUGGUCUAUUGCAUUGUACAUAAAUGGCAUCCUUGGGGAAAUCCAAGGGAAUGUAUUGCAUCGCUAAAUGAAGCCGUGAUAAAGCAUCG